Molecule: messenger RNA, 1594 nt
Organism: Lotus japonicus
Lineage: Eukaryota; Viridiplantae; Streptophyta; Magnoliopsida; Fabales; Fabaceae
Product: probable RNA 3'-terminal phosphate cyclase-like protein
Exons: 7
Coding region: 141-1280 (379 amino acids)
Biological process (GO): endonucleolytic cleavage of tricistronic rRNA transcript (SSU-rRNA, 5.8S rRNA, LSU-rRNA); ribosome biogenesis
Cellular component (GO): nucleolus
Molecular function (GO): RNA endonuclease activity
Source: RefSeq, a predicted model, not a curated record
AAAGAGAAACAACACAAUCCCCUUUAAGACUUAAGUUCAGCAGUCCUCACCCUGUGCUCGCCGCCGCACUCUAGUCCCCAGCCUCCGUCGCCACCGCUCGUGCUCGUCAUCGCUCUGUCUCGCCAUCACAGGGUAGAAGAAUGGGGAAGAUGGCUUACAAGAGGUUGAAGGGAAGCCAGAGCUUCCGGCAACGGUUGCUUCUCGCCACUCUUUCCUCCACUCCCAUUCUCAUUGAGGACAUACGCGCUGAUGAGACGUGGCCUGGUCUUCACAGCCACGAGAUUUCGCUCCUCCGGUUGUUUGAGAUGGUUUGCGAUGAUUGUCAUGUUGAAAUCAAUGAAACUGGUACUAAAUUGAAGUACAAGCCGGGAACUAUUAUGGGUGGCAAACAAUAUCAUGCCCACGAGUGUGGUCUCUCAAGAUCCAUUGGUUAUUUCCUAGAGCCACUCAUUGUGCUAGGUUUAUUUGCAAAGGAACCCCUCACCAUCAAGCUCAAAGGAAUCACAAAUGAUUCUAAGGAUCCUUCGGUUGAUACCUUCAAGUCUACUGCUUUUCCCAUAUUAAAGCGCUUUGGAGUUCCCUCAGAAGGCUUGGAUCUUAAAAUAGAGAGUCGUGGAGUACCACCAAAUGGUGGUGGCGAAGUUACUUUGUCGCUUCCUGUUGUUCAGAGUCUCAUGGCAGUUAAUUGGAUUGAUGAGGGGUUUGUUAAAAAGAUUAGAGGAACUACGUUUUCAGUCAGAGUGUCUACUCAGUUUGAAAAUAGCAUGAUUAAGGCUACCCGUGGAAUUGUCAAUCCCCUACUUUCUGAUGUGCACCUUUUUUCUGAUCACAGAUCAGGGCCACAGGCAGGAAACUCACCUGGAUAUGGAAUUUCACUUGUUGCGGAGACUACUUCUGGGUGCUUCAUCUCUGCAGAUACUGCUGCUUCUCAUGCUAGGGAUGAAGAUACUUCUAGCCUUGCAGAUGAUGUGAAAAGGGAUCUGAUGCCCCCAGAAGAUAUUGGGAAGGAGAUUGCUAAUGCUUUACUAGGGGAGAUAGCUCAAUGUGGAGUUGUAGAUUCAACACAUCAGGGUUUGCUAUUUCUUCUUUGUGCUCUAUGUCCUCAAGAUGUUUCCAAGGUUCGUGUUGGAAAACUUUCCCAGCAUGGGAUUGAGACACUGAGAAACAUAAGGGACUUUCUCAAUUUGAAGUUUAUUAUCCAACCAGAUCCAAAUACACAAUCAGUGUUUCUCAAGUGUGUUGGUUAUGGCAUGAAGAACCUUUUCAGGAAGGUCUCAUAAAGCAUGGUCGUUGGUGUUAUAUUAAUCCAAUGCGAGCUUGUUGAAUUGCAAUUUUCAAGCAACUGCGAGAUUCGGCACCUAGAAAAAAAUGCAACUGAAGCUUCAUUAUGUAAUAUCAUGCCAAUGGUAAUUCUUUAUCACCCGCGCCUCCCAAGAAAUAGAAUUAACGAGUGAAUGUUCAGUUUCAAUUGUAACCCAAUUUUGUUAGCUAUAUAUAUCUUGAGUGUUUCCCACAAAUGAAUGAUUUGUAGUUUGCCAUAUUCUGGAUGAACCAAAUUUUGGAAUCUCUUAUGAAUUAUUUUCUCUUUGACUAA